Molecule: messenger RNA, 869 nt
Organism: Chenopodium quinoa (quinoa)
Lineage: Eukaryota; Viridiplantae; Streptophyta; Magnoliopsida; Caryophyllales; Amaranthaceae
Product: glutathione S-transferase U7-like
Exons: 2
Coding region: 73-747 (224 amino acids)
Biological process (GO): glutathione metabolic process
Cellular component (GO): cytoplasm
Molecular function (GO): glutathione transferase activity
Source: RefSeq, a predicted model, not a curated record
UAUCUUUGACACUACAACAACAACAAAAAAAAUAGACAAAGUGCAUAGUUCUCAAGCAACAGCAAAAGAAAAAUGGGAAAAGUGAAGGUAUUUGGGGCAUGGGUUAGUCCGUUCAGUAUGCGAGUGAAAGUAGCACUACAAAUGAAGGGAGUUGAGUAUGAUUACGUUGAGGAAGAUCUACUCAACAAAAGUGAAGACCUUCUAAACUACAAUCCUAUUCACAACAAGGUUCCCGUCAUGCUUAUUGAUGGCAAGCCGAUUGCGGAGUCAUUGGUGAUCAUGGACUACAUUGAUGAGGCUUGGACCCAUAACCCCAUCUUGCCUAGUGAUCCUUAUGAGAGAGCUCGAGCUCGUUUUUGGGCUAAGUUUAUUGAUGAUACGCUGUUUCCCCAAUUAAUAGUUGUAUUCAUGAGUCAUGGAGAAGAGAGUGAAAAGGCAACAAAAGAAGUGGAUGAGCUUCUUACCAUUUUCGAAAAAGAGCUUAAUGGAAAAAAGUUCUUUGGAGGGGACAACAUUGGAUUCUUAGACAUUGUUGCUUCAAUCUUAGCGAUUUGGAUCCCAUGCUCGCAAGUAGUCAUUGGCAAAGAGUUGAUCGCGAGGGCGAAGCAUCCAUGGGUUUAUACUUGGGCUGAUCAUCUCUUACAAUGCACUGUUAUCAAACAAAAUAUGCCCGAUCAACACAAAUUGGAAGCAUACUAUCAAGCUCGCUUUGCCAGUAUGAAUAUCAAAGUUGACCAAUCAGAAUAACUUAAUCGAGUUGCUAUAUUGUUUUGUAAUGUAUACAUUUCAAUUUCUAAACUAAUGCCUUUUACUCUUAUUUGCUUCUUUAAUCUUCAUAUCAUUUUGGUGAUAAAAAAUGUUUUCUUCAA